GGAGGAGGGAAGGCACGCUCCUGGAGCGGGGCCCGCCGCGCUCAGGGGCGACGUUAAGGUUUUCAACGAGAUGCGCGAGGCCUUCGAGGUGCUGGGGGACAACGAGCAGCGGAGGUACUACAUCGAGGGCGGCAUGCAGCUCGUGAAGAACGUGGAGAACUCCUGGAAGGAGGUGGAGGGCCAGAAGUCGCAGCUCGACGCCCAGCUCAACAAGGUGCCGAAGAACCACCCGCAGCGCCGGCAGUUCGAGAUGCAGAUCGAGCAGCAGAAGAAGCAGUUCGAGAAGGGCAACAUGAAGCGCGAGAUCGAGAAGAAACUUCGGAACGACGAUCUCGAGGUGAACGUGCCCAUCUCCGCGGAGGAGCUGUACAGCGGCGUGCAGACGAAGUCCUUCGAGUUCAAGCGCCUCGUCAUCUGCCGCGGUUGCCGCGCGGACCCUGACACGCCGCGCCCCGCGCCCGCCCGCCCGCCGGCCGAACGAUUGUGACGACGACGCCGCCGCCGACGCCACCGACGCCGCGCGCGACGGCGACGAAGGCGCCGCGCCCGACGACGCCGACGAUGUCGGGACGGCGUGGCCCGCGGGAGGUCUGGGGCGCCCUCUGCGCGGGCGGCCGCCGCGCGAGCGCUCCGCAGGUGACCAGGGAAAAUGACUGGGACUAUGGGCCUGUUUUCCACCACCGC
Molecule: messenger RNA, 684 nt
Organism: Prorocentrum cordatum
Lineage: Eukaryota; Dinophyceae; Prorocentrales; Prorocentraceae
Source: the annotation of a GenBank genome assembly